GAGCGAGAGAGGCAGAGAACAAGAAAGUUAGAACCGGGACGAGAAAGGUUUAACGAGGGUUUAAGGCGGCUACCGGAGAUAUUCGUUCUAAGGACCGUUAUAAGUCGGUCAGGUUUCCAUUCUCUUCUUCUUCUCUCUCUGCUUCCCUUUGAUCUCAUGAGUUCGAAGCUUGAAGGCUUAGACCCGGACCAAUGUAAUUCAUUUUAUGUAACUUCUCUUCCUGUUCUAAUUCAUCGUUCUUUCUUCUUAAAUUUUAAUUUUGAUGUCCAGUAGUAGAACUCUCGCAUUUUCUACGAGUCAAUGUAAUAAGCUCGAUUUUUUAGUUCCAAUCGAUAAACCCACAAUCCUCGACCCAAACCCAUCAAAGAAACAACCCACAGUAAUGAUGUGGAGAAGCAUAUCUAAACAAGUCUCUUCUAGGAAGUUAAGAUUUUCCCAUGAAACCUCUUCAAUCCUGCCCACUUAUUGCUUCUUGGGUCAACCCCAAAACUCCAUUUUGCCCGACAGAACCAGACAGGUUGAGUUCAAUACCUCCGUAAAUAUCCCGUUUAUUGGAAGAAAUUUCCUUCGAAAUUGGGAAUUACCAUCGUUUGAAGAUGAUAUGGCGAGAACCAGUUUUGGGUGUCUCACUAACCCAAUUAAAGGUUACGCCAGUGUUGCUGAGGCCAUCUGUUCGACUGAUGCAUCUACUGACACAGAGGAAGAUGUUUCUGCCAUUGGAGAAAUUCAGGGAUUGUUGGAGAUGAGGAAAGACGAGAAAGCAAAUUUAGAGCCUACACUGCAGAGACGGCAGCAGAAGCUUGUGGCAGGUAUGAAGCAAGGGAAGUAUCAUAUGCUUCGGAGGAGGCAAGUGAAAAUUGAAACUGAAGCAUGGGAACAGGCUGCGAAGGAAUACAAGGAGCUUCUUGUGGACAUGUGUGAGCAGAAGCUAGCACCCAAUUUACCAUACAUAAAAUCAUUGUUUCUUGGUUGGUUCGAGCCAUUGCGUGAUGCAAUUCUUGCAGAUCAGGAAUUACGCAGACAAGGGAAGAACAGGGCAUCUUAUGCCCCAUAUUUCGAUCAGUUGCCAGCAGAUAUGAUGUCAGUUAUUACAAUGCAUAAAUUGAUGGGCUUGUUAAUGACAGGAGGUGAACAUGGCAGUGCUAGGGUGGUCCAAGCCGCUUGCCAGAUAGGUGAAGCCAUUGAGCAAGAGGUUAGGAUACACAAGUUUUUGGAGAAGACAAAGAGAAAGACCGACAAAGAUAAGAAACACCAAGAACGUGAAUCUGAUCCUGUAGUCAUAGAGGAGGAAAGGCUAAGGAACAUAGAGCAGGAAAGGCUAAGGAAGAAAGUCAAUAACUUAAUGAAAAAGCAGAAGCUACAACAAUUGAGGCAUGUACUGAAGGGCCAGGAUGAUUCAAAGCCAUGGGGGCAGGAUGCUCAGGCUAAGGUUGGGAGCCGUUUGAUUGAAUUGCUAAUGCAAACAGCAUAUAUACAACCUCCAGUUGAUCAAGUAGCAGAUGGUCCACCUGAUAUUCGGCCUGCAUUUAGGCACAGUCUGAAAACUGUUGCGAGAGAAACACAGAAAACCAGCAGAAGAUUUGGGGUCAUUGAAUGUGAUCCUUUGGUUCGCAAAGGAUUGGAGAGAACUGCAAGGCACAUGGUGAUCCCUUAUAUGCCAAUGUUAGUGCCUCCAGUCAACUGGACAGGGUAUGACAAAGGAGCAUACUUGUUUUUACCAUCUUAUGUCAUGCGCACACAUGGAGCGAGACAACAACGUGAAGCAGUUAAGAAGACUCCAAGAAAACAUUUGGAACCAGUUUUUGAGGCCCUGGAUACACUUGGAAAUACCAAAUGGAGGAUUAAUAAAAGGGUACUUAGUAUUGUGGACAGAAUAUGGGCAAGUGGAGGUCGUUUAGCUGACUUGGUUGACCGUGAAGAUAUUCCUUUACCAGAGGAGCCAGACACUGAAGAUGAAACAGAGCUCAAAAAAUGGAAGUGGAAAGUUAAAACUGUGAAGAAAGAGAACAGUGAGAGGCAUUCACAACGAUGUGACAUAGAACUUAAACUUACUGUAGCCCGGAAAAUGAAGGAUGAUGAAGGUUUCUACUACCCACACAACCUUGACUUUCGAGGUCGUGCAUAUCCCAUGCACCCUUAUUUAAACCAUCUUGGUUCGGAUCUGUGCCGAGGAGUCCUGGAGUUUGCUGAGGGGCGUCCCCUUGGGAAAUCAGGGUUACGCUGGCUCAAGAUACAUCUAGCCAAUGUAUAUGCUGGUGGUGUGGACAAAUUGUCCUAUGAUGGCCGAAUAGCAUUUACUGAAAAUCACUUGGAUGAUAUAUUUGAUUCUGCAGACAGACCACUAGAGGGUAGGCGGUGGUGGUUAAAAGCAGAAGAUCCAUUUCAGUGCUUAGCAACGUGCAUCAAUCUCUCUGAAGCAUUGAGAAGUUCCUCCCCGGAAACAACCAUCUCACAUAUGCCUAUUCACCAGGAUGGUUCAUGUAAUGGAUUACAACACUAUGCUGCCCUUGGAAGGGACACGUUGGGAGCUUCUGCGGUGAAUCUGGUUACUGGAGAGAAGCCUGCAGAUGUUUACUCAGGAAUAGCUGCUAGAGUUCUUGAUAUUAUGCAGAGAGAUGCCGAGAAAGAUCCUGAAACUGACCCAAAUGCAUUGCGUGCUAGGCUUUUAAUCAAUCAGGUAGACAGGAAAUUGGUGAAGCAGACAGUGAUGACAUCUGUAUAUGGUGUCACUUAUAUUGGCGCCCGUGACCAGAUCAAGAGAAGAUUGAAGGAACGAAAUGCCAUUUCAGAUGAGAAUGAGCUGUUUGGGGCAGCUUGUUAUGCAGCAAAAACCACUUUAACUGCCUUGGGAGAGAUGUUCCAAGCUGCACGCAGCAUCAUGAGCUGGCUCGGUGACUGUGCAAAGGUCAUUGCGUCAGAAAAUCAGCCAGUGAGAUGGACGACUCCUCUUGGACUCCCUGUUGUGCAACCUUAUCGCAAAUUAGGAAGGCAUCUUAUUAAAACUUCCCUUCAGGUUUUGACGUUACAGCGAGAAACAGACAAGGUCAUGGUCAAGCGACAAAGGACAGCUUUCCCACCAAAUUUUGUUCAUUCCCUUGAUGGCUCCCAUAUGAUGAUGACUGCACUUGCCUGCAAGAAUGCGGGCUUAAACUUUGCAGGAGUCCAUGAUUCAUAUUGGACACAUGCAUGUGAUGUUGACGAAAUGAACAGGAUACUCCGAGAAAAGUUUGUUGAACUCUAUGAGCAACCGAUACUGGAGAAUUUGCUGGAGAGCUUUCAGGAGUCCUUCCCCACAUUGUCUUUCCCUCCCUUGCCAGAGCGCGGAGACUUUGAUCUAAGAGAAGUUCUGGGGUCAACAUAUUUCUUCAACUGAUCUGCAGACAAAUUUUCCUUUGAUGCUGCAUCAUGCCUCUGCACCUGUAUUUUUUCCAGAUGGUGGGUUUGCAUUUUCAUGGGCUGGCGAAGUGCAACAUGAAUUUCCCUGAGAAAUGGAGCUUGUGCCUCCUACAAUUCCAUCAAAUAUGUAUACAUAUAUUCAUGUAAGUAAUUCAGGUGAAGAUGUAUUCAAGCAUUUAGGGAAGCAACUUGUCUAUGGUAAUAGCCAUGCCUCUACUUCUCUGCGGAGCCUACCACUGUAAAUUUUGGAGAACUAGAGUAGAUGUCUGUGUAGAAAAAAAAGCUUGUCUGGAGCUGUCUAGCCAUGGGGAUAAUGUU
Molecule: messenger RNA, 3714 nt
Organism: Telopea speciosissima
Lineage: Eukaryota; Viridiplantae; Streptophyta; Magnoliopsida; Proteales; Proteaceae
Product: DNA-directed RNA polymerase 1, mitochondrial-like
Exons: 19
Coding region: 263-3373 (1036 amino acids)
Biological process (GO): mitochondrial transcription
Cellular component (GO): mitochondrial DNA-directed RNA polymerase complex
Molecular function (GO): DNA binding; DNA-directed RNA polymerase activity
Source: RefSeq, a predicted model, not a curated record